Messenger RNA from Neoarius graeffei (lesser salmon catfish), 2241 nucleotides. Its product is annotated as E3 ubiquitin-protein ligase SH3RF3-like. The record is from RefSeq and is a predicted model, not a curated record. The transcript is spliced from 10 exons. Bases 1 to 2241 code for a protein of 746 amino acids. Gene Ontology annotation, molecular function: metal ion binding; protein binding. Lineage: Eukaryota; Metazoa; Chordata; Actinopteri; Siluriformes; Ariidae.
AUGGACGAAUCGUCGCUGUUGGAUUUACUGGAGUGCUCGGUGUGCCUGGAGCGGCUGGACGCGAGCGCCAAGGUGUUGCCGUGCCAGCACACGUUCUGCCGCCGCUGCCUCGAGAGCAUCGUCAGCUCGCGCCGCGAACUGCGCUGCCCCGAGUGUCGCGUGCUCGUCGACUGCGGCGUCGACGAUUUACCGGCCAACAUCCUGCUCGUGCGCCUCCUGGACGGCCUGAAGCACCGCGUGCCCGUGCGGCCGUUAGGUACCGCGUCGCCCCCCGGUACCGUGGUCCGGGACUCGCCCAGCGCCACGCGCAGCUCUCCAGUCAAGAAUGUCCCUCAGCUGCCCUGCGGCAAGGCACUCUAUAACUAUGAGGGCAAAGAGCCUGGUGACCUCAAGUUCAACAAGGGUGACAUCAUCAUCCUGCGACGGAAAGUGGAUGAGAACUGGUACCAUGGAGAACUGAACGGUAGCCACGGGUUCUUACCGGCGAGCUAUGUGCAGUGCAUCAGGCCGCUGUCACAAACACCGCCACAGGGGAAAGCACUCUAUGACUUCGAGAUGAAAGACAAAGAGCAGGACAAAGACUGCCUCACCUUUGCAAAGGAUGAGAUUCUCACAGUGAUUCGCCGAGUGGACGAAAACUGGGCAGAAGGCAUGCUGGGAGAUAAAAUCGGCAUUUUUCCCAUUCUCUACGUGGAGCUGAAUGAAGCUGCCAAGCAGCUGAUGGAGAUAGAUAAACCAGUCCCUGGACCUAGUGCUGACUCAGAAACCCCAGCAUCCUGCCAUAGUGAUGGCCAUGGUGACACCCCACGGCAACGGGCAGAAGGAAAGAAGAAUGCAAAGAAGCGUCACUCGUUUACAGCACUGAGUGUGACACAGCGCACGGCACUCACAAACAAUAACCGCCACUCCAUGGAAAUCAGUGCGUCUGAUCCAAGAGCAAGGGUUGGAGAGUAUGCACAUCUCAGCUCUAGCGCUCCAACCUCACAGGACUCAUCGUUUAAUGCCGGAGCAGUGGUACAGCCCCGAGUGACUCCAACCUCUGGAGAGCUUCUCGCUGCUGCAAAAGUUCAGCUUCCUCUAAACAUUUACUUGGCUUUGUACGCGUAUAAGCCCCAAAAGGCAGAUGAGCUGGAGCUGAGGAAAGGAGAAAUGUACCGUGUGAUGGAAAAGUGCCAAGAUGGCUGGUUCAAGGGAACUUCACUGCGCAGUGGUGCCUCCGGAGUUUUCCCUGGAAAUUACGUCACUCCUGUAUCCAGAGCACCGUUUGCAGUUGGCCAAUCACGUGCUUGCAUUCCCGGAUCAGUGAUUAAGCCGGUUCCUUGUUCUCCUGGAUCGCCCCGCCCCUCCAGUCCAGUCUUGAUUGGCCCUGCUUCUCGUGCUGUCCCUCACAUGACCACAAACCCUCCACCUUCACUGGUAACAAGCCACGCCCCUUCACUGACCUCAAGUCCUGCCUCCUCCCCUCACCUGAAGAAUUGUCUGCGAAUAUGCAGCCAGCCACAGUUGGGAGGCAGUCCUCACUCCUCCCCCUCUCGAUCCCCCACCUCUCUGUGUACCCGCCCUACAAUGAUCUCAUCACCUCAGGUUCACCCAGUUAGCUCACUCAACUUGGGCCUCACCCACCUGAAUGGGGUGGAGCCUCCGGAAUGUCCAUCAUCACCCAAGAUGGAGGAAAAGAAAGCCGAGAAGAAAGAAAAAAAGAGUGGUGUCCUCCUCAAGCUGCUGAAGAAGAAAUCUCGCUCGCCACCUUCCUCAUCUCCGACUCACGACCCUACUUCCUCUUCCACGUCGGCGUCCUCCUCAUCCUCCACUUCCUCCUCCUCUUCUGCAGCCAUUCACGGGGCCACAGCGGCAGAUUUUCAGGUGUUUAGCCGCGCUGGGUCAUGUCCUAUUGAGAGCGACCUGCAGGGAGCCGCGGGCAUCGAACCUCUGAACAGGAAGUGUGGCUCUCUCGACCUUGACCUGGUACCACGCCAGCCAUUCCCCCCCCCCACAUCCUCUUCCUCAUCCUCCACUUCCUGUUCCGCGAUGCUGGCCAUCCGUCCUGAACCCAAACCUUUAUCACGUGAGAGAUAUCGUGCUGUGGUGCCGUAUCCUCCCCAGAGUGAUGCUGAGAUUGAGCUGAAGCAGGGCGACAUUGUUUUUGUUCACAAGAAGCGUGACGACGGCUGGUAUAAGGGAACUCUGCAGCGCACCGGACGCACUGGCCUUUUCCCUGGCAGCUUCGUUGAGAGCUUCUGA